UGCAUCAAUCUGCUUCAUCUAUUUCUUCUUCAUCUUCUACUACGAAUCGAAUUGAAUGGAAGAAGAAGAGAACGGGGAGGUUUGUGACACGGAGUUGUGCCUCAGCCCCAUCGGCCAGCGCCGGAGUUCGAGAAGAGGGAAAGCUCCAGAGUUGAAGCAAGAGGACGACGGCAACAUCACUAUAUUUUACGAUGGAAGGAUUAGCAUAUGUGAUGUUACAGAUAUCCAAGCAAGAGCUAUUAUAAGCAUGGCAAAGGAGAUGGAGGUGGAAAUCAAAAACAACGAUAACAAGAGCAGUGAUACAUUGGAACGUUUGCAAGUCCCUUGCGGAUCAAACACAACAGCAUCAUCUAUGGCAAUGGUGACAGUGGUGCCGUCGCUGUUGCUGAACCAAAGGCCGUCGAUGAAGCGAUCACUGCAGCAGUUUCUGCAGAAGAGGAAGACGAGGAGGAGCCUCCAAGUCUCAUCGCCUCCCUAUCAGUAACAUCAUUCUUUGGCAGGAGAUUGCAGGUCUUACUUCAAUUUACAACUAGAAUGCAAAGGUUGUUGGGUUGCUGUCUACCAAAAUGUGCUUCUAUUAACCUUUUAAAUUAAAAUUAUGAUGAUCAUAUUCCUUGGAAGAUGU
This is a messenger RNA of Zingiber officinale, 625 nucleotides long. Its product is annotated as protein TIFY 5A-like. The coding region runs from base 56 to 484 and encodes 142 amino acids. Gene Ontology annotation, cellular component: nucleus. The transcript is spliced from 2 exons. Gene Ontology annotation, biological process: regulation of defense response; response to wounding; regulation of jasmonic acid mediated signaling pathway. The record is from RefSeq and is a predicted model, not a curated record. Lineage: Eukaryota; Viridiplantae; Streptophyta; Magnoliopsida; Zingiberales; Zingiberaceae.